Messenger RNA from Myxozyma melibiosi, 3054 nucleotides. Its product is annotated as alpha subunit of ribonucleotide reductase. The record is from RefSeq and is a predicted model, not a curated record. Gene Ontology annotation, biological process: deoxyribonucleotide biosynthetic process; DNA replication. The transcript has 4 exons. Gene Ontology annotation, molecular function: ribonucleoside-diphosphate reductase activity, thioredoxin disulfide as acceptor; ATP binding. NCBI's taxonomy places the organism in Eukaryota, Fungi, Ascomycota, Lipomycetes, Lipomycetales, Lipomycetaceae. Gene Ontology annotation, cellular component: ribonucleoside-diphosphate reductase complex. The coding region runs from base 216 to 2927 and encodes 903 amino acids.
AAGCAGGCAACGCGUCUCUUGCGCGUGGGAAUGAGAAUUAGACUUUCUCCGAGCCCAAAACCUGGCCGCGUCUCUGCCUUUUAACCUCCGCCAGAUCCUCUUCCUCCUCUCCUUCCUUCCCUCACCCUUCUCUCUUCUCUAUUCACCUCUUUUCUUUCCUGCUCUCUCUAUCCAUCCUGCUUCUUGCUUGCAUCUACCGGAUCUGAUUAGCAGUCAUGUUUGUCUACAAGAGAGAUGGUCGUAAGGAACGCGUCGCGUUCGAUAAGAUCACGGCACGCGUCUCGCGUCUUUGUUACGGCCUCGACCAGGACCACGUCGAUGCCGCCGCCAUUACCCAAAAAGUUAUCUCCGGCGUCUACCAAGGCGUCACCACCGUCGAGCUCGACAACCUUGCCGCUGAAACCGCUGCGUACAUGACUACCGCGCAUCCCGACUACGCAGUCCUGGCCGCGCGCAUUGCAAUCUCAAACCUCCACAAGCAGACGCACAAGCAGUUCUCGCAGCUCAUCUCUGACCUCUACCACUACGUCAACCCCAAGAACGGCCGUCCGUCGCCGAUGAUUUCAGACACGACGUACAACGUCGUCAUGAAGCACGCCGAGGAGCUCAACUCGGCGAUCGUCUACGAGCGCGACUUUCAGUACAACUACUUUGGCUUCAAGACCCUCGAGCGCUCGUACCUCCUGCGCAUCGACGGCAAGGUCGCCGAGCGUCCGCAGCACCUGAUUAUGCGUGUCGCGGUCGGCAUCCACGGCGAGGACAUCGAGAAGGCGAUCGAGACCUACAACUACAUGUCGCAGCGCUACUUCACGCACGCCUCGCCCACGCUGUACAACGCCGGCACGCCCAACGCGCAAAUGUCGAGCUGCUUCCUUGUUGCUAUGAAGGACGACUCGAUCGACGGCAUCUACGACACGCUCAAGACGUGCGCGCUCAUCUCCAAGACCGCGGGCGGAAUCGGUCUGCACGUGCACAACAUCCGCGCCACGGGCUCGUACAUUGCGGGCACGAACGGCACGUCGAACGGUCUUGUGCCGAUGCUGCGUGUGUACAACAACACUGCGCGCUACGUCGACCAGGGCGGCAACAAGCGGCCUGGUGCGUUUGCCAUCUACCUUGAGCCGUGGCACGCCGACAUCUUUGACUUUAUUGAUCUGCGCAAGAACCACGGCAAGGAAGAGGCGCGCGCAAGAGACUUGUUUUACGCGCUCUGGAUUCCUGAUUUGUUUAUGAAGCGCGUGGAGGAGAACGGCGAGUGGUCGCUGUUUUCGCCAUCCGAGGCGCCUGGUCUUGCUGACGUGUGGGGCGAGAAGUUCGAGGCGCUGUAUGAGCAGUACGAGAAGGAAGGCCGCGCGAUGAAGACGGUGAAGGCGCAGAAGCUGUGGUACCACAUUCUGGAGGCGCAGACAGAGACCGGCAACCCGUUCAUGCUGUACAAGGACGCUGCGAACCGGAAGUCGAACCAGCAGAACCUGGGCACGAUCAAGUCGUCGAAUCUGUGCACGGAGAUUAUCGAGUACUCUGCGCCGGACGAGGUUGCGGUGUGCAAUCUUGCGUCGAUCGCGCUGCCGUCGUUUGUGCAGCACGACGCCGACGGGUCGUGGUAUGACUUUAACAAGCUGCACGACGUGACGAAGGUUGUUGUGCGCAAUCUCAACAAGAUCAUCGAGGUGAACAUGUACCCCGUCCCCGAGUCGCGCAACAGCAACAUGCGCCACCGCCCGAUCGCGGUCGGCGUGCAGGGUCUUGCGGACGCGUUUAUGGCGCUACGGUUGCCGUUUGACUCGCCGGGCGCGAAGCAGCUCAACAUCCAGAUCUUCGAGACGAUCUACCACGGCGCGGUGGAGGCGUCGAUCGAGCUCGCGCGCGAGCUGGGCACGUACGAGUCCUACACGGGCUCGCCGGCGUCCAAGGGCGUGCUGCAGUACGACAUGUGGGGGGUCACGCCUACCGAUUUGUGGGACUGGGACCAGACCAAGGAGGAUCUUGCGAGAUACGGAAUGCGCAACUCGCUGCUUGUGGCGCCGAUGCCGACGGCGUCGACGUCGCAGAUCUUGGGGUUCAACGAGUGCUUUGAGCCGUACACGUCCAACAUCUACUCGCGCCGUGUGCUGGCGGGCGAGUUCCAGAUUGUGAACCCGUGGAUGUUGAAGGAUUUGGUUGAUUUGGGUCUGUGGUCGGAUAACAUGAAGAACCGGAUUAUUGCCGACAACGGCUCGAUCCAGAACAUUACGAAUAUCCCGGACGACAUCAAGGCGCUCUACAAGACGGUGUGGGAGAUUUCGCAGAAGCAUAUUAUCGACAUGGCCGCGGACCGGUCUGCGUUCAUCGACCAGUCGCAGUCGCUCAACAUCCACAUCAAGAACCCGACGAUGGGCAAGCUUACGUCGAUGCACUUCUACGGCUGGAAGAAGGGACUGAAGACGGGAAUGUACUACCUGCGCACGAUGGCUGCGUCGGCGCCGAUCCAGUUCACUGUUGACCAGGAGGCGCUGCAGACGGUGGACACGAACCGCGCGCGCACGAGCGGGAUGGGACUGCAGCGCAAGAUGUACAAGCAGACGGUUGGCCGCGCGUCGGACGUGAAGCGGAUGCUGUACAAGGACACCAUGGACACGAGCGGCGGGGUUGUUGUGCUGGAGGACGGCGAGAAGCCGAUUGCUGCCGGUGCUGCUGCUGCUGCUGCUAGUCCCUCGCCGGAGCCUAUUUCUGCGACGGAGGAGAAGAGGUCUACGGGAGGAGGGCUGCUUGCGCGGAGACGGGCGAUGGAGGCGGAGGCGGAGGAGAAGAGACGGAAGGAGGAGGAGGCUGUGCGGAAGAAACGGGCGAACGAGGAGAUGACGGAGGAGGAGGUUGAUAUUUACAAUGACAAGGUGUUGCAGUGUUCGAUCGAGAACCGGGAGGCGUGCGAGAUGUGCUCUGGUUAGAUGUUGUUUGUGUUUGUGCUUAUGUUAGUGUUAUUGUAUUUUAUUUAUUGUAUUGUACUGUUUAAUGGAUGUAUUUGAUUCUAUUCAUCAGAAGCUGUUCUAUAAAUGAAAUGAUGACGCGUCCGAG